AAAGAGUCAAAGUACUAUUUGCAUGUUGGACAAUGAUAAAUCGCAAUUCCCAGAGGGAUCAUUAGCAAAGACAGUCACAGACAUGAUGUUAUCAUGGAAGGGAGUCGUGUGUCUGCUGUUUGGGUUAAUCAACGCCUUCUCCAACGCUCAAGGAGGCAACUGCCCUGAUGUCAAAUUUUUUGAAAAUGGGGAUUUAAAUGUGGUUUCCAUACAAGGAUGUUCUGGUGUGCCUGGACCGCCUGGUUCAAAGGGAGAACCUGGACCACAAGGGCUACAAGGUGUUACUGGAUUUAUUGGGGCUACCGGGUAUCCUGGAGCCACAGGUCCAAUUGGAUCUCCUGGGAACAAUGGGUUACCAGGGCUCCCUGGUCCUAAAGGGCCACCAGGACAGCCGGGAAUACCAGGAGCUAGAGGCGAUAAAGGAGACAAAGGGGAGUGCAUCAUUGAAGCUCAGGGUCCUCGUAAUUGUCUGGAACUUCUCAACAGCGGGUUCCUUCUUUCCGGCUGGUAUACCAUAUAUCCAGACAGUGGGUCACCGAUGGCUGUUCUAUGUGACAUGGACACUGAUGGUGGAGGAUGGAUCGUUUUUCAGAGACGUAGGGAUGGCUCUGUGGAUUUUUACCGUGAUUGGGAAAGCUACAAAAAAGGGUUUGGCAGUCAACUGGGCGAUUUCUGGCUCGGAAACGAUAACAUCCACCGUCUUACAGCAAAGGGUUCAUCCACACUCCAUAUUGACUUAGAAGAUUUUGAGGGCAUAUCGAAGUACGCCACAUACAGUGACUUUUUUAUUGAAGAUGAGUCUAAAGAAUAUGUUCUCCAUUAUGGCAGCUUUACUGGUGGUACUGCAGGUGAUUCACUGCAGCUUCAAAAGGACAGCGGAUUUUCAACAAAAGAUCGCAACAAUGACAAGACAAAUGAAAGCCAGCCUCCCUGCACAGAUCUCUACAAAGGCGGCUGGUGGUUUGCAGAUUGUCACUUUUCUCAUUUGAAUGGGGAAUAUCUGAGUGGCGCUCAAGAUAUCAUGAGUAGAGGCAUUAUCUGGCACUCUUUUCGGGGGAGCUCCUACUCACUAAAAGCCACACAAAUGAAGAUCCGUCCUGAUAAAUAAUCACGUCAACUUUUUCAAAUUCCAUUUUUACCUUUUUUAAAUUUUUCAUAAAAAAACAAGUAGUGGAAUGGCCCAGUAGGUGCAGGGGAGGUUUUAUGUGACCAAUGUUACAUAGUAAAAAGCAUGUGACUUGCCAUGGCCUGCAAUAGUAAGGGGGUCCACGAUGACAAUAUUGAUAGUGUUAUCUAUGGCUGUUUGGCAUGGUAGAUCUUGACAUCGAUUUAUUCUGCAAUAAGAUAACUUGUUUUCAGUUCAAGAUUUAUUAUUAAGAUGUUAAACAUUUCCAAUAAAAAAAAUAAAAAAAUAAAAAAA
This is a messenger RNA of Pelobates fuscus (common spadefoot toad), 1420 nucleotides long. Its product is annotated as ficolin-1-like. Gene Ontology annotation, biological process: complement activation, lectin pathway. Gene Ontology annotation, molecular function: antigen binding; signaling receptor binding; carbohydrate derivative binding. The transcript has 10 exons. The record is from RefSeq and is a predicted model, not a curated record. NCBI's taxonomy places the organism in Eukaryota, Metazoa, Chordata, Amphibia, Anura, Pelobatidae. Bases 23 to 1108 code for a protein of 361 amino acids.